CCCAUUUCACAUUGUCACCAUUCUAGUAGAAACUCCAACUUUUCUCAAUAUAUACAAUUAAAAUGGCACGUACCAAGCAAACAGCUCGCAAAUCCACAGGUGGGAAGGCACCAAGAAAGCAACUGGCCACCAAGGCUGCCAGGAAGUCAGCUCCAGCGACCGGAGGAGUGAAGAAGCCUCACCGUUUCAGGCCAGGAACUGUUGCUCUUAGAGAAAUCAGAAAGUACCAGAAAUCUACUGAGUUGUUGAUAAGGAAAUUGCCGUUUCAGAGGCUUGUGAGGGAAAUAGCACAGGAUUUCAAGACAGAUCUGAGGUUUCGGAGAGCAAAGGUUGUUCUUGCUCUCUGGUCCGCCGAGGCGUAUCUCGUUGGGCUCUUUGAAGAUACGAAUCUCUGUGCAAUUCAUGCUAAGAGGGUUACCAUUAUGCCUAAGGAUAUUCAGCUUGCUAGGAGGAUUCGUGGUGAAAGGGCUUAGGAAGAAGAUUGUUGUUGUGGUUAAAGUUGAUUAGUGUUUAUCUGUUUGAUGUUUUUGAUGUAAAUCAGUAUUCUAGAUCUAAUCAAUGAAAUUUGUAGUA
This is a messenger RNA of Lycium ferocissimum, 573 nucleotides long. Its product is annotated as histone H3.2-like. Bases 63 to 473 code for a protein of 136 amino acids. The record is from RefSeq and is a predicted model, not a curated record. The transcript has a single exon. Gene Ontology annotation, molecular function: protein heterodimerization activity; DNA binding; structural constituent of chromatin. Gene Ontology annotation, cellular component: nucleosome. Lineage: Eukaryota; Viridiplantae; Streptophyta; Magnoliopsida; Solanales; Solanaceae.